Messenger RNA from Paramuricea clavata, 3050 nucleotides. NCBI's taxonomy places the organism in Eukaryota, Metazoa, Cnidaria, Anthozoa, Malacalcyonacea, Plexauridae. The record is from the annotation of a GenBank genome assembly.
AUGGGUCGUACUUCAACAGUAGCCAUGAACAUGAAUAGGGUCUUGCCAUAUGAUAUUCCAAAUGACAUUUUGAAACAGGAACGGAAAAUGGAUGUGACGACCAUUCUUGCUCUAAAAGAGGUAAUUAUCUUUGUUGUCUACUGCAACCUUUCUGAACAAAUACAAUAGAAAGGAAACAGUUCUUUACAAAGUAUAUAACAAUUACGACAGAAGUUUGUCCACUAUCAGAUAUACAUCAACUAUGAUUUUUGAGAACAUUUUGAAGACUCACUUUUUUAAGAUUGCAUUUAACUAAAUUAAAUUGAUGAUUUUAAAAAAUGACAUAUGUAACUAUGCUAGUAAAAUAUGUAGGUUAAAUCUCUAUAUCAACAACUGUAGAGCGAAUUUGAUCAUAUUCAUAUGCUAUUUUGCACUAUAUAAGUUUUAAUUAUUAUUAAACAAAUUUGUACAUAUAUUGUGUUUUGUAGGGUAGUUGGCCGACAAUAUUUGUGCCAGAGGAAACAUUAUGUAAUUUGUGCAAAGCUGCUCUUGGAAGUGCAAGAAAUCAUCCUAGAGCAAACUCAAAGUGUUACCUAUUAACAAAUGGCAAUCCUUACCAUCCUGUUGAAAUUAAAGUAAAAGUUUGCCCCAAUAAAGUCUGCAAAGCAAUGCAUCAAGUUUGGCCAAUCAAGUUAGGUACUGUAAGUACAAUAUUCUAAUGGUGUUACUUGCACUGUGAAAUAUUGUGUGUCUCGGAAUUUUGGCUUACAAAAUCACAACCUCAAAACCUGUGAUAUUACUGUAUCUAAAGUCACCCAUCCUUGUUGGUCUGUUGUUUCCUAAAAAAAUGCAAGAAAUAGGAUAGGAGAGUUACAGUAGCCUAUGGUAUAAUUUGUUGGUGUGCUAUUAAGGUGCAUAUCACAUGAGAUUUCUUAUUUUCUUACAUGAAAGAACUCUUUAAGCUGUAGUGUAAGUGUAACUUAUUUUUCAGUUGUUUUUAUGGUUUGUUCCCAAGAUAUUUCAAUUUGUUUGAUAUGUAAAUGAAUGUGAAUAUGUCUGCUAAUUUAUGACAUCACUUUGGUUGCAAGCUCUUCAAAGUGGUUGAAUAUCACUGCAAUCAUCCAAGUCAAGAUGGUAGUUUCAAACUUCACUCUCUGGUACUGUAAAUGUGAUGAAACGCUAGAGAAAAACAUGAACUGAUAUCUACAGUUUUUAGAGUUAAUAGAUUUACAGUACAACCAGUGUAAGUUGAGCUUGCAACCAAAGUGAUGUCAUAAAUUAGCGGACAUAUUCACACUCAUUUACAUAUCAAAAAAUUGAAAUGUCUCUGGAACAAACUAUAAAAUCAUGAAACUAAAAAAUAAGUUACACUACAGCUUAAAGAGUUCUUUCAUUUAAGAAGAUAAGAAGUUUUAUGUCAUAUACACUUUAAAUUAACUGAACAUUGCAUUAUGAUAUGGUUCCAAACACAUUCAAUAUUUUGGCAGUUAUUUUGAAAACAUGACUGCACAAAAUAAAUAGUACUUUAAUAAUAAUUACAUGCCUAUACUGAACAUUAAUUAAACAUUAGUAAAUUAAUUAUCAAAUGUUCUGUUAAGGGUAUUCUUGUUGUAAAUAGUAGUUUCAGGUGAUUAUAAUGUUUUAAUUUACGUUUUGAACAGACCUUUUCAAUAUCUGUGACAAAGCACUGGUUGCACUGGAGGUUCUUUUGGAAUUAAGAGAGCUUUUUAACAAAGGUGUUCCAAUAUCUUCUGCUAUCGAGGCAAAACUUACAGCUUGGACGAAGCGGUUAGACAAGGUACCAUACAAUGUUGUAGCUAAGCCCCCAGUUAUACGAUACUGGAUUUGUAUCGGAGCGAUAUCAAUUUAAGGUGUUUUCCAGUCUUAUCUGCUCUUACAGGUUUUUAUUUAUAUAUGUUAUAUUAUCAUAAUUUUAAGUGCCAAAUUCACUACGAAGCAGUAAAAUUUGAUGUCGGUCCAAUGCGAAUCCGGUAUCGUGUAACUGGGGCCUAAUAAUUAAUAAUUAAUAUUCAAAGGAAAUGAAAAUUCAAAGGAAAUGAAUGUUUAAUCAAUGUUUGUAAAUCGGAUAAAGAUUUGUGCUGAUUUACAUAAAUUUCAGCUUGAUUUUCUCGGCUUAGACAAUGUUUAUUUUUAAAAUUACUUGGCCAAUGAACUCAUAAGAUGGGUCACUUUUUAAGCUUUCCAGAUAAAGAUCGACUGCUCAUGUUUUAACUAGUACUUAAAUCUAAUUAAUAGAGAUAAAUUCUAUCAGGGUUGUAUGCUGGAUUUUUUCACCAGGGGGGGGGGAUAUUCAGCUGAUGUGCUGAUAAAAUCUCAAAAUACAGUAUACAACAAAGUAUUAUUAAAUUACAUGUUUACUUGAUUAAAAAAGUGUAAAUCCUGCUGCACAAACUGCUAUGUACAGCUUUGAAUUCUGUAAAUUCCUUUAAAAACCUUCUAUUUAUAAUAUGAGCUGCAAAUGGUCAUUCAUCAGUAGAGACAAUGUCUCUACAGAUGAAUGACCAUAAUUAUUAAUUCAUUAUCAUAAUAUGGUAUUUCAUCUAUAUAUCUAUUAAUAAAAAACCAAUACUAUAUCAAUAUAUCAAUGGACGUGUGCUGCUUUAAAACUAUUAUUAAUAGUAUUGUGUAUCUACAGGCUCAACAGUUGUCGUUUGGUCAACAGAAAUAUCUUCAGCAUCUGUUAUACAAUGGGUUUUACUGUUGGGAAAUCAUGACAGAACGUUCAAUGAACAAUGGUAUUUGUGGCAUAAUUGGGCAGUUCUAUCUAGGAGAUGGUAAUCAGAAGAAUUGCUGCUCCCUCAAAGGGGUACUGUUAUUAUUAAUAUUUGAUGUACUGUAUAUAGUAGUUGUGGUAUAUAGUACACUAUAUUGUGGUAGUUAGGUGUAAAUCUUUUAUCAAGCAGUGAUUUGACUAAUUUAAGGUUAAUCAUAAUGUAAAAGAACACACUUCGAAAGAAAGUCCAGUGCCAUUGGAAAGUUUCCUGGAUUUGGUAAAGAAAGAUUGGAUUGAGCGUAUAACAUUUAGAAUGCAGCUGAUGUUCCUCCUAUAA